This is a messenger RNA of Serpula lacrymans var. lacrymans S7.9, 697 nucleotides long. RefSeq lists its product as uncharacterized. Lineage: Eukaryota; Fungi; Basidiomycota; Agaricomycetes; Boletales; Serpulaceae. The transcript has 3 exons. Bases 419 to 598 code for a protein of 59 amino acids. The record is from RefSeq and is a predicted model, not a curated record.
CAUGAAGCGAGUAUGUCAACUAGACUCCUCGGGCUUCUAUUCCAUUGCGCGGUUCCCGAGAGUGUUAUCAUCACGAUGCGAAAUGACAAAAAAUCCUAGGCUACACCAAUAACACAACACAUAUGAUGCGUUAGCUCCGGAUCUCCAUGUCUUAUCUGUGGCUCUUCGCUAGAUCAUCGCAAAUUUCGUGUGCUUGAGGCGGUGCCUCGCAUCGCGCUGUGCAUUUGAGUGCAGCGGUCACGAUGCAAUUGCGAUGUUCGUUCAAUAUAUCUUCAAGCGACAUAGUGUCAUCGCUGCACCCAUUCAUGGUGAGAUGAUCGGUUAUCCGAUGGUGUGUUAUGGCCCUUACCUUGAAUAUCUAUCUCAAGAUCCCUCUCAGAAAGGACCGAGCACCGCAAUUUCAGUGAUAUUAUACUAGAUGUGGAUGGUUAUGACAUUUCCAAUUUGCUAUGUGCGAGCCAACAUGAAGUCCAUUUUCCCUACCGUAUUUUCUUUCAGGGCAGAACGUUCAUACUAUCUGUGUUCCAAGGCAUACAGUGGUAAACCUGGAGAAGAACCCUCCACCCCAGUAGAAAAUACUUGGAAACAGCAUUUAUGAGGCAAUUUGCAUCGUGAGACUAUUGUAUACAGUACGAUAGGUUUACCGUGCAAGUUGUCUUUGGCUCUUCCAUUUCCAUAGUGCGAGGGCCGUACUUUU